Molecule: messenger RNA, 1431 nt
Organism: Menidia menidia (Atlantic silverside)
Lineage: Eukaryota; Metazoa; Chordata; Actinopteri; Atheriniformes; Atherinopsidae
Source: the annotation of a GenBank genome assembly
AUGGAGGAUUUGGGACUGCCUGAGCCCUCUAACUACCCUCUCAGUCCUCGUAUAGUUGUGUUUGAUGCUCUCCUUGCUGAUUUGGAGAGCACCAGCUCUCCCCUCCCUCGGUGUCCCGUCCUGCUCACCUCUGACCCGCCGCAGAAUGCCGAUCCAGUCACCCAGGACCCAGCCCAGGGCCGGCCGCCACCUCCUGCCUACACACCACAACAGACUGUUUCCUCUGCGAUGAAGUCCUCACAGAACUCCAAUAACCCAGAUAAAUUAUACAGCACAGUGUGUAAACCACGCUCUCCCCGCACAGUAGAUCCUCCUCCCACCUUCUCCUCCUCCUCACUGUUAGGUGGAGGUCUGAGUGAACUGGACCACUUGUUACAGGAGCUCAAUGCCACUCAGUUUAACAUCACAGAUGAGAUCCUGGCCCAGUUUCCUGCUUCUAAGAAAGAUGACAGGGACAAGAUCAAGGAUAAGGCCACCACCCCAUCCUCCAGCUCAGCAAAGCCCUCGGCAACAUCAGCCACACUGGAGUUGGACAAACUGAUGGCCUCUUUGUCAGACUUCAGAGUCCAGAGCACACCGCCAGCAAAUGCCACUCCAGUUGUUACAGCCCCCCCGCAGCCCUCGGUGCCCCCGCAGCCCUCAUCCGAAGGCUCCCUGGACAGCAUGCUGGGGCUGCUCCAAUCGGACCUGAGCCGACAAGGAGUUCAGACGUCUUCCAAAGGCAGCUGUUCGGCGUGUCAAAAACCAGUUGUGGGGCAGGUGGUGACGGCUCUGGGGAGGGUGUGGCACCCGGAGCACUUUGUGUGCACUGAAUGUGAGACGGAGUUGGGCAGUCGCAACUUCUUUGAGAAGGAUGGACGGCCGUACUGCGAGUCAGAUUACUUCACCCUCUUCUCCCCACACUGUGCACACUGCAACAAACCCAUACUGAAUAAAAUGGUCACCGCUCUGGACAAAAACUGGCACCCAGAGUGUUUCUGCUGCGUCAAGUGCAGCCGCAGUUUUGGAGAGGAAGGUUUCCAUGACCGAGAGGGCCAGCAGUACUGCCAACAGUGCUUUUUGACUCUGUUUGCCUCCCGCUGUCAAGGCUGCAGCCAGCCUAUUCUGGAAAACUACAUCUCAGCUCUGAACUCUCUCUGGCACCCACAAUGCUUCGUAUGUCGGGAGUGCUACAGCCCCUUUGUAAAUGGCAGCUUCUUUGAACACGAGGGUAAGCCGCUGUGUGAGGCCCACUACCACCAGUGCCGUGGCAGCGUGUGUCAGGCGUGCCAGCAGCCCAUCCUGGGCCGCUGUGUCACAGCCAUGGGGGCCAAGUUCCAUCCCCACCAUCUCGUUUGCCACUUCUGCCAGAAGCCCCUGAGCAAAGGGUGCUUCAAGGAGCAGGAGAACAAGCCCUACUGCCAUCCCUGCUUCAUCAAGCUCUUUGGUUGA